GUGAAAACAGAUUUUAAAGAACUAAAAGACGAACAGAAACGAACAAACAAACAAAAGAAAGGAACAAGAAAAAGGGAAUAACGAAUGAAAGAAAAGAGCCAAGAGAGAGAAAAAUAAAGUUUUAUUAGCACCGCAUCAGGUUUCAUUAUCUGAUAAACAUUAUAUCUGUGUAAUAAUACAUCAGUGUAAUAGAGCAUUGCCUUUGCGCCGAGCAAGGUUUUGGCAGCUACAUAAAGUGCUGGAAAGACUUGCAUGUUGGGACCUUACGUGGGGAUCCCCGACGUGGAUGGAAAUCCCGAGUAAGGGCGGCCAACGUGGGUUAAAAUGUCCCACUGACCUCAGGACCUUCCAGGGGAUCCUUGGCCCUUGAGUUCCGCGUAGGGCGUCGGGCGGAGCAUCUCCUCAUGGCAGAGCGCCCCAUGUACCCGUGGCUCUCGCCCCCGAGCAUCAGGACGACCCUCAAGCUCCCCGACCGCUCCCCGACGCUGUCCGUGGGCGCGGGCGGGAGCCUGUCGACGGGGGCGGCCCACCAGCAGAGUCCUUCCCUCGGCUCCACGCUCUCGCUCCCCCUGUGCAGCGAGAGGUCGUCCAGCCCGUCGCGGACGUCGUCGUCGCGAGGCUCGACGUCGUCCUCGUCGUCGUGGUCGUCGCAAUGGUCGUGGAACACCUUGCUCUCGAACCCCUCCCUCACGGAGGCCCUACUCCCCCCCGAGGCCUGCCAACUGCACUGCUUCUUCGCUCACUCCAAAGGUUGGUACUCCUUGACGCUGUCCUCAAAACGUUUCCUUCGAACGGGCAAACGUUCUGUGGAUUCUCGCGGGCUGAAAGCUAUUAAUACGUAUUUUUGUCGUACCUCUGGAGGUCAUAUCGAAUAUGACUUCGCUCACUCCUACGCGUUGGCCUUUGGGGAAUCGCCCCUCGACGCCAGCCUGGGAAAGUUUCUGAAAAGGACAAUAAUGAUUACAAAGCGUCGAGAUAAUGAACACUGGGAAGAAGCCGAACAAGAGCAACGUAGGGACAAACUAAUGUUUAGAGAGGAAGAACAGAAGUGGAAGUAA
Messenger RNA from Penaeus monodon (black tiger shrimp), 1058 nucleotides. RefSeq lists its product as uncharacterized. Lineage: Eukaryota; Metazoa; Arthropoda; Malacostraca; Decapoda; Penaeidae. The record is from RefSeq and is a predicted model, not a curated record. The coding region runs from base 405 to 1058 and encodes 217 amino acids. The transcript has 4 exons.